This is a messenger RNA of Blastocystis hominis, 649 nucleotides long. RefSeq lists its product as hypothetical. The coding region runs from base 1 to 591 and encodes 196 amino acids. Gene Ontology annotation, biological process: small GTPase-mediated signal transduction. Lineage: Eukaryota; Bigyra; Opalinata; Blastocystidae. The record is from RefSeq and is a predicted model, not a curated record. The transcript is spliced from 8 exons. Gene Ontology annotation, molecular function: GTPase activity; GTP binding.
AUGCAAAACCAUUUUUUCCCAAAUCUGAAAAGGGAUAACAUGGCUGAGACUCCUAAUAACAAAUGCGUGAUCGUUGGAGACGGAGCAGUUGGAAAAACUUGUCUGCUCAUUUCAUAUUCAACGGAUCAGUUUCCAACCGAUUAUAUUCCAACAAUUUUUGACAAUUACCGUGUGGAACUCUACGUUGGUAACAAAACCACCAGUCUCGAACUCUGGGACACCUCCGGUCAAGAGGGUUAUGACCAGCUCCGACCACUUUCCUACUCUGGUACUGACAUUUUUCUAAUAGCUUUUUCAUGUGUGGAUCGCAUCUCGUUUGAAAAUGUACGAAAGUGGUAUAAGGAACUGACGACCUACUGGACGGACGAAACACGAGAUGUACCUAUAAUUCUUGUAGCAACGAAAAAAGACUUGCUGACCGACGAAGAAAUCAUGAAGAAAACAGCAGUCGACAGUAAAUGUGUUGUUUCUUUAGAUGAGAUGGAGCAAAUGGCGAAGGAAAUACACGCUGCGAAUGUUAUUCAGUGUAGUGCGAAGACGCUGGAAAAUGUUAAGGCAGUUUUUGAUAUAGCUGUGAAUUCAAAUCGCUAGUUUGUUCUUGAGCAACGUGCUGAAGACACUCUUUCAAGAGGUUGCUGUACUGUUAUGU